CUUUCCUGUAAUGGCGGACCAGGCGGAGAGCGAGACCAUUGGAUUCAGCGACAACAGAAUGGUGCAGCAGGCAGUGCGGUUCCGCAGUCCUGCCCCUGGCCCUGCACCCAGCCCUUCACCUGCAUCUGCCCAGACCCCGGUGUUACGAGGUCCACCACCACUUCUUAGGCCACCGCCGCCUCCUUUUGGGAUGAUGAGGGGACCUCCGCCACGACCCCCAUUUGCACGUCCUCCCUUUGCCCCCAACAUGCCACCUAUCCCUCCUCCGGGAGCCAUGCCCCCACCCAUUGGACCCCCUCACUUACAGAGACCUCCUUUCCUUCCCCCACCCAUUGGUAACCUCCCACCUCCUCCAGGGAUGCUGUUCCCUCCGGGGAUGCCUCCUGUUCCUAGCUCUGGAAACCCUGCACUCAACCCUGCUGAGGAAAUCUGGGUAGAGAACAAGACGUCUGAGGGAAAGGCAUAUUACUACAAUGCCAGGACCAGAGAGUCAUCGUGGAGCAAACCAGAUGGUGUGAAAAUCAUCCAACAGUCUGAGCUCAACCCUCUUCUGGUCGGAGCUGGGGCUGCAGGGGCUGGGGUAAGUGGGGGGGUAACUGCAGCUGCAAGCUCGAGCACUGUCAACACUACAGCCAGCACCGCUGCCUCCCCGUCUCAGGCCCCGUCCACAACGCCCUCCCGCACAAUUACCUCCAGUCCAGACUCCACCACCUCCCUCUCGCCUUCUGUGAGCAUUGCAGCCUCUGUUGUAGCAGACCAUCCCCCUGUUGCCACAGUGUCCUCAACUGUUGCAGUUUCUCCAGUCACUGUGGUGACUGUUUCCACGGUGCCAUCGCCUGUUACAGCGGUGCAGACUGUGCCUCUGCUGCCCGCGGGCCUGCCUCAUAGUGUGGCCCAGCCCACCACAGCCAUACCUGCCUUCCCUCCUGUCAUGGUGCCACCUUUCAGGGUGCCCCUGCCUGGCAUGCACAUUCCUCUACCAGGUGUAGCAAUGAUGCAGAUAGUAGGUGCGCCGUGUGUAAAGGCAGGCCCCAGCGCCAACGGUAUGAUUCCUGGUAUGGGCCCUCCUUUAGUUUCUAUGAUGCAUCCCCAGCUGGCUCUAUCAGCAGCUCCUGCCUCCAUGGCCGGAUCAUUGCACCUUCCUGAGUGGUCAGAGUACAAAACGGCUGAUGGGAAAACAUACUACUACAACAACCGAACACUGGAGUCCACCUGGGAGAAACCACAGGCCCUAGUGGAGAAAGAAAAAGAAGCACAAAAAGUAAAAGAGCGUUUGGCCCAAGAAGAAGCCGAGGCAAUGGAGCUGGAGGCUGAAGAAAAUAAAACAGAAAACUCAAGCCAUGAGAAGGAGGAGCCUAAAGAAGAGGAGAUGACGGAGGAGGAAAAAGCAGCUCAGAAAGCCCGGCCUAUAGCCACCAAUCCUAUUCCUGGCACACCAUGGUGUGUGGUGUGGACCGGGGAUGAUCGUGUAUUUUUUUACAACCCCACAACACGGCUGUCCAUGUGGGACCGACCCGAGGAAUUGGUUGGUCGAGCCGACGUCGACAAGCACAUCCAGGAGCCGCCACACAAGAGAGGCCUGGAGGACAGCAAGAAGACAGGAAUCAAUAAAGAAGAGCCAGAAUUAGCUAUAGCUACUGAAGAAAAUCAGGACGAGGAGCCAACCAAAGCUAAAAAGAGAAAGAAGGAGGACGUGAAGGAGGCAGACUCAGACAAGGAAGCAGCAAUGGAGGCUGAACUCAGAGCUGCGAGAGAACGAGCUGUAGUGCCCCUGGAGGCCAGGAUGACUCAGUUCAAAGACAUGUUACUGGAAAGAGGGGUGUCUGCUUUCUCUACUUGGGACAAAGAGCUUCAUAAGAUUGUGUUUGACCCACGUUACCUUCUGCUCAACCCAAAAGAGCGAAAACAGGUGUUUGAUCAGUAUGUGAAGACGCGAGCUGAGGAGGAGAGGAAAGAAAAGAAGAACAAGUUGAUGCAGGCCAAAGACGAGUUCAGGAGGAUGAUGGAGGAUGCAAAGCUCACACCAAGAACAACGUUCAGUGAAUUUGCAGUGAAACAUGGACGAGACCCACGAUUUAAGACCAUAGAGAAGAUGAAGGACCGGGAGGCCAUCUUUGUGGAAUACAUCACAGCUAUGAAGAAGAGAGAGAAAGAGGACUCCAAGUCCAGAGGAGAGAAGGUGAGGCAAGACUUCUUCGAUCUGCUCAAUGAACAACACAUAGAGGGAGGCCAGCGAUGGAGCAAAAUUAAAGAGAGGCUGGAGACUGACCCUCGAUACAAGUCUGUGGACAGCUCUGCGCUCAGAGAAGAACUUUUCAAACAGUACAUGGAAAAACAAGCCAAGAACGUGGACAUCGACAAAGAGCGAGAGUUGGAGCGACAGGCUCGUAUCGAGGCCAGUCUCCGAGAGAGGGAACGAGAGGUGCAGAAGGCUCGAUCAGAACAGACCAAAGAGAUCGACCGGGAAAGGGAGCAGCACAAGAGGGAAGAGGCCAUCCAACAUUUCAAAGCUCUCAUGUCCGAUAUGGUACGUUCUUCAGAUGCCACGUGGUCGGACACACGUCGUAACCUGAGGAAGGACCAUCGCUGGGAGUCGGCAUCGCUGCUAGAGAGAGAAGAGAAGGAGAAGCUGUUUAAUGAACACGUCGAAGCUCUGGCCAAAAAGAAGAAAGAACAAUUCAGGCAGCUGCUGGACGAGACUAGCAUGAUCACUCUGACUACGACAUGGAAGGGGGUGAAGAAGGUCAUCAAAGAGGAUCCUCGCUGUAUCAAGUUUUCUUCUAGUGACAGAAAGAGACAACGCGAGUUUGAAGACUACAUCAAGGACAAGUACAUCAUAGCCAAAGCUGACUUCAGAACUCUGCUAAAGGAGACAAAGUUCAUCACUUACAGGUCGAGAAAGCUCAUCCAGGAGUCAGAGCAGCAUUUGAAAGACGUGGAGAAAAUCCUUCAGAAUGACAAGCGUUACCUUGUUCUGGAGUGUGUCCCAGAGGAGCGCAGGAAGCUCAUCAUGUUCUACAUUGAAGACCUAGACCGUCGUGGCCCGCCACCUCCCCCCACCGCCUCCGAGCCCACACGACGCUCCACCAAGUGACCAGUCACUUCAGCUUCUCGGCCAGUGUCCUAACCCUUCUUGUCCACCCUUUGGCCAGAGCAUGACCUCCCCAACACCCCCCUGAACCCUCCAGGCCCACAGCUGGCCUCACAGCGUUAUUACUGGGGGUUCUGUUGCUUAGAGAUGUACCAUAGAGAUGAACGGUUAAGGUCUCUUUGUUAUGUCGCCCGUUAGCUCUGAGAUAACCCUGCGUUUGAGACAACGGCAGGAAAUCGAGGUCACCCGAUCUCAAGGUGAUCCUUAGUCCCUCACCUCUGACUGACCACAUCAGAGGGAGAGGGGACAGUGAUGAGGCUGCUGCCUAAGCAGCGACAGAGGUGUAAGAUAGCUGAUGUAAAUGAAGUUGAGUGUGUGCCUGUGAGUGCGUGUGUGCGUGCGCAUGUGUCUGAGGCAUCUUCAAGCCUUACAGCUCCACUGUGCCAGUCAUUGUUUCAGUCAUUGGCUCAGUGUGAAUGUUAGUUUCGGCCCAGUGGUUUACUCCAAUGUUGCAGCAGUUUUCUCUGGUGAUUGAAAUAAAGGCAACUUCCACUGUUUUUCAAUAAA
Messenger RNA from Solea senegalensis (Senegalese sole), 3658 nucleotides. Its product is annotated as transcription elongation regulator 1-like. Gene Ontology annotation, molecular function: RNA polymerase binding; transcription coregulator activity. Gene Ontology annotation, cellular component: nucleus. The transcript has 21 exons. Lineage: Eukaryota; Metazoa; Chordata; Actinopteri; Pleuronectiformes; Soleidae. Bases 11 to 3094 code for a protein of 1027 amino acids. The record is from RefSeq and is a predicted model, not a curated record.